Molecule: messenger RNA, 1029 nt
Organism: Helianthus annuus (common sunflower)
Lineage: Eukaryota; Viridiplantae; Streptophyta; Magnoliopsida; Asterales; Asteraceae
Exons: 5
Coding region: 1-1029 (342 amino acids)
Molecular function (GO): hydrolase activity, hydrolyzing N-glycosyl compounds
Source: RefSeq, a predicted model, not a curated record
AUGGCCGACGGUGGAGUGGCGGUUGUACGGCGGACGGUGGAUGGCCGACGGACGGUGAUGCCUGCGGACGAGGGAUGUGGACGGUGGAACUGGAUCUGGAUGGAUGGAAACCGGAGAUACUCCCCUCUUCGACAACCGACUGCACAACAAGUAUUGAUCAAGACGAUAUCUGAAGGCCCCGUUAUCGUGUUCAUGACAGGAGCACACACAAAUAUGGCCAUUUUUCUUAUGACUAAUCCGGAUUUAAAGAAAAAUAUCAAUCAUAUAUACAUCAUGGGUGGUGGUGUGAGGUCCAAGAACCCAACCGGCUGUUGUCCCAAAAAUGCGAGCUCAACUUGCCAGCCUCAGCAGUGUGGUGACCAUGGUAACAUGUUUACAGCCUUUAGAAGUAAUCCGUAUGCCGAAUUUAACUUAUUCGGUGACCCCUUUGCUGCAUACCAGGUUUUUCAUUCGGGGAUUCCAAUCACCCUCGUUCCAUUAGACGCAACAAAUACAAUUCCCAUUACGCGCGAGUUCUUUGAAGCAUUUGAGAAAAACCAACGUACAUAUGAGGCACAAUAUGUUUUCAAGUCAUUGAAGAUAGACCGUGAUACUUGGUUUGAUGAUCAAUUCUAUACGAGUUAUUUCAUGUGGGAUUCGUUUAUGGUGGGUGUUGCAGCAUCAGCUAUGCGUAACAUACGUGACGAGGAAAAUGAGUUUGCCGAAAUGGAGUACAUGAACAUUACUGUGAUUACGUCGAAUGAACCUUAUGGGAAACCUGAUAGCUCAAACGCAUUCUUUGGUGAUCGUAAGAUCCCAAAAUUCAACUUGAAGAAAAAUGGAGUUCAUAGUGGUCAUGUUCAAAUAGGUAUUCAAGAUCCAUUUUGCUUUCGUGGGAAUGCUACAGGGAUAUGUAAGGACGGUUAUACUGAAGAAGCCACUGGACCGGAUUCAGUGCGUGUACGCGUAGCAACAAGAGCAAAGCCAAAUGUCGAUGAAUCAAGCACAUUGGAUAGAGAAUACUAUGUUAACUUUCUUGAUGUAUGUUGA